This is a messenger RNA of Drosophila biarmipes, 1513 nucleotides long. RefSeq names its product tRNA-specific adenosine deaminase 1 (gene Adat1). Gene Ontology annotation, biological process: RNA processing. The coding region runs from base 46 to 1230 and encodes 394 amino acids. Gene Ontology annotation, molecular function: adenosine deaminase activity; RNA binding. NCBI's taxonomy places the organism in Eukaryota, Metazoa, Arthropoda, Insecta, Diptera, Drosophilidae. The record is from RefSeq and is a predicted model, not a curated record. The transcript has 2 exons.
CGAUUACCAAAGUUAUCGGUUCGUGCCUUGGGAAAAUAAACAAAAAUGUGUGAUAGAAACAAACCGUCUGUUCAGGAUAUCGCCGAGCUGUGUUUCCAAAAAUUCGAGUCCUUGCCAAAGACAGGAAAACCCUCUGCUAAUCAAUGGACCGUUUUGGCGGGCAUAGUAGAGUUCAACCGGCAAACGGGGGCCAGUCAACUGGUGGCCCUUGGAUGCGGAACCAAGUGCAUAGGGCAAUCCAAACUUUGUUCCCGUGGUCUCGUCCUCAACGAUUCCCACGCCGAGGUGUUGGCCCGUCGAGCCUUCCUCCGCUUCUUGUACCAGGAGCUGAAGCAGGAGAGGAUCUUCCACUGGAACAGUAAGCUUAGGAGCUACGACAUGGAUGAGCACGUGGAGUUCCACUUUCUGAGCACUCAGACGCCCUGCGGAGAUGCGUGCAUCCAGAAUGAAGGAGAAUCAGAGCAACUGGCCAAGCGCCAGCGAUUGGAUGAGGGAGCCGACAUGGUCUAUACCGGCGCCAAGUUAAUGGGUGACUUGAACAACGAUCCUAUGCAGCAGACACCCGGAGCUUUGCGAACCAAACCAGGUCGUGGAGAGCGCACCCUAUCAAUGUCCUGUAGCGAUAAGAUGGCCCGAUGGAAUGUGUUAGGUGUGCAGGGUGCCCUACUGGAUUCCCUGAUCUCCAAACCCAUUUACUUCAGCAGUCUGAACUUUUGUUGUGCCGAUGCGCAACUGGAAUCGCUAGAAAGAGCCAUCUUUAAGCGUUGGGAAAACAAGUCCUUCGAAAAUCUGCGGUUCCAGCCUCAAAAAUCACAGAUACGCAUAGAUUCUAGCGUAUCCUUUGAGUUUUCGCAACGCUCCGACUGGCAACCCUCGCCCACUGGCUUGGCUUGGUCCCAAGUGCCGGAGGUCUUAAGACCCUAUGAAAUUUCUGUAAACGGAAAGCGUCAGGGGGUGACCAAAAAAAAGGUGAACACGCCACAAGCUGCGUUGGCAAUCAGCAAGUACAAGCUGUUCCUCACUUUUAAGGAGCUACUCAGAUUCAAUCCGAAGCUCAGCGAAAAGUUUGAUCAAAACCUAUCAGAUAUUGAUCUGUUGACAUAUGCCGCUUGUAAGGAAUUGGCCGAAGAUUACCAGUUGGCAUGGCGUCAAGUAAAAGCUAAAUACUUCCUUCAAUGGACCAAAAAGCCGCCUGAAUUGCUGAACUUUUCUUCAGUACCCAAUGAAUGACAGCGACUAAUGAGGGUGAAACAAUAAAUGUUUAUAUGCUGGUGACUUCUUGGCUUAAGAGCUGCAAUCAAUAUUCCAUUGGAUUGGAAGGCGAUCUUAAUAAGCAAUGGUAAAAAUAAAUCCGCUGAUGUCUCACUCCAAUUAUCCAUUUUGAAAAAAGGACAUCACAAAGGAUAUCGUUUUAAAGGCGAUCAAAACCAAAGGAAGUGUUGCAUGAAAGUACAAUUUCUGUAAAGCAACCCCUUGCCAUCGAAUUAAAGGGCAACUGGUUCAUCAUAUGCAA